This is a messenger RNA of Branchiostoma floridae (Florida lancelet), 3226 nucleotides long. Its product is annotated as gastrin-releasing peptide receptor-like. Gene Ontology annotation, biological process: G protein-coupled receptor signaling pathway. Bases 521 to 1771 code for a protein of 416 amino acids. The transcript is spliced from 2 exons. Gene Ontology annotation, cellular component: membrane. Gene Ontology annotation, molecular function: G protein-coupled peptide receptor activity. The record is from RefSeq and is a predicted model, not a curated record. Lineage: Eukaryota; Metazoa; Chordata; Leptocardii; Amphioxiformes; Branchiostomatidae.
CGGUAAUGAGAUCAGGUCUAGAUCAUAUCUUGGAGUGGUGCCCUACGUUGCCUCAGAUGAUGACGCUGUCCUGGAUCUUCUACUUUUGUCACCACGUCAGGUGAUCAUCGCGUCAGGUUUUCGACAUUUCUGAGUGCGAAACGUAUAUUCCUUUUCUCUGACCAAGAAGGUUCUAUCUCGAUGGAGCCUCCUUGCUUUGACUGAAAUCACAGAAACCACAAACUACCGGGCGAACGUGUACGAUACGGGCGGGCUUGGGGCGGUGCAUCUAAACAAGAGGAUCGAGAGUUCGAAACCCGGCUUGUUCUCUUUGGCAAUCAUAAGGAUUGCAAGUCAUAGGGCGGUGUGAUAUACCCAUCCCGGCAUCACCUGCAGUGAGCGCGUGCGUUGGCGGAAGAAACACAGACGAACCAACACAGAAGAGAAGAAAGAGACAAAGAAUGUCUUACCGGAUAGUUAGGCUUACAGAACAGGUUUGCUUGUAGACGUGCUCUGAGUUAGAACGUUGUACUUCACCACGAUGUUGUCGAACUACAGUGCCAACGUGUCGGACGCAAUGUCGUUGCUGUUGACGGACUCGCCGCUGGUAAACAUGACAGACGAACUCGUGAACGGUACAAACUCGUCUCUGUCGGAGCAGUCCGAGGUAGAGACGGAGAUGUGGCGCAAUGUCGUCCGUCCGCCGUUCUGGAGCAAGGUUCUGGUGGCCGUUGUUCUGUCGUUCAUCGCACUGUGCGGAAUCCUGGGGAACGGGACAGUCAUCCGCAUCGUGUGGUGCAACAAAUCGAUGAGAAACAUUCCCAAUAUCUUUAUUACCAGUCUGGCCAUGGCGGACUUGUUGGUUCUGGUCAGCUGUGUGCCGUUCACCGUAGCCAACUACUUCCUUCCAGCGUGGGUGUUCGGCGACAUCAUGUGCAAACUCAUGCCCUUCAUCCAGUUCACGUCCAUCGGUGUGUCCAUCUUCACGCUGACGGCAAUGAGCCACGACCGCUACCGAGCCAUCGUCAAGCCGAUGAGCAUCCAAGCCAACCAUGCCCUCCGCCGAACCAACCUCGUUACCGUGCUGAUCUGGGUGCUGAGCAUGGCUCUGGCCACACCUGAUCUUGUCCUUUCGUACGUGGACGAGAUUCACCGCGUCCUUAGCGUGACUGAUCCCGACGGUGAAGCCAUGAUAGUAAAUCUGAACUAUAAGAUCUGCCGCCCGACACCUCCCUCCUACCAGCCGCUGUACGGACAGGUAUCGACUCUGGCUCACUUCUCCGUGCUGUACUGUCUCCCUCUCUCCACCAUCGGGGUGUUCUACGUCAUGAUCGCCCGCAAUCUGGUCCAGUCGUCCCGCAACAUGCCGACGGCGAACAAGUCAAUGAUUCGCCAGCUUGAGGCGCGCAAGAACGUCGCCAAGACCGUGCUGAUCCUCGUGGGUAUCUUCGCCCUGUGCUGGCUGCCCGUGCACAUCGUCAACAUGUGGCGCUGGUUCUCCUGGGCCAAUUCUCCCAUCCCUCCCCCGCCCCUGGACCAGUUCGCCGCCAUGGUGGUGUCCCAGGGACUCAUGUACUCCAACUCCUGCGUCAAUCCUCUCGCUCUCUUCCUCCUGAGCAAAAGUUUCCGGACGUUUUUCUACCGUUACCUGUUCUGUUGCUGCCGGCGCAGGGCAGACAUCCGGAGAGCAUACGAGGGGAGCACGAUGAGGACUCUCCAGUUCACCGUCAUCCGGCGGGCAAACACGAUGUCUCGCGCCGACACUGCCAUGACAGCGAUGACGGUCAUCUAGGGCAAAACAUUGGUACGUUGACUUUGAUUUGUUGUGCAGAAGACAAUGAGUAACCCGAAGGCAACCUGAAUAUAUCACGGGCUCAAGUUUCGUUUGAAAAGGACAGACACCGGCAGUGACACCGGGAAUGAUCACGAAAAGCCAAAAUCUACAUAAGAUAUUUAUUUUAUGUUGAGAAUUUAUUGAAAAAUCUGUAAAUAGUUUCCAUCCUGGUCACAACCUGGAAUAAAAAUGACAUGGGAGCAAAAAGGGCAAAGCUUAAGGUGUAUGCCACCAGAGAAUUUUAUGUAAGUUGCAAUGGCAUUUGUUCGAAGCACUUUUCCUAGCGUUUGUCUAGAUUCUGUUUAGAGGUCAACCGAUGAGCCAUGUAGAUGUUACUGUGUCAGACAGGCUGUCAUUCAGAUGGAGUUACGAUGAUAAAAACGACAUCAAAACAGUUUUAUUACACGUCAGAUUGUGACCGGCACCCCUAACGUCAUAAAUCUUCUGAGAGGGGAAAUCGUUGCAAAUCAAUAGAAGGAAAUUGAAAGUUGUGCCAAGAGCAGGGCAGACUGGUAGUCACCAGCUAUUACGAUAAAAAGGUCAUGCAAAGGUAGUCUGAUCGCUGAACUUGUUGGAAAACUUUCUUAUCCAAUGUGUUGUCUACUAAGAUAAGAAACCAAUAAGCACUUUCGCAAGACAAUCAAUGAUUUAGACAAUCUAAAGAAACUGUAUUUCUGUUUCCCAAUCCUAAUUUUUUGUGCGUAAGUAUUCUCAAAUGAUGUUUAAUAUUUGCACACCACAAUAAAGGGGAAAACAGUACUUGUAUGGUGUAAAUAUGUAAAUGAUUUAUAACUACUUGAUGUAUUGACAAAUCUAGUUGAUUUAGGCCAAACAUCGAAGGAUUUAAAUCUUCCAGUGCCUGUCAAACUGCCAAGCAAACCUGUCUCGUUCUAAGUGUUAUAAAUGGUAUCAAGGGGACGAGGGCACUGAAAUCGAACUGGCGUUAGUUGAUGGAUGGAUGGUGUGAACAUAUUGACCCGAGGAUUUCCUAAUAUAUGGGUAUAUAAUCUGUGAUUAUGCACGUGCUUCGGGGACAGCACAUUUAAUUUACAAUGUAACAUACCCUCUAAUAACCUUACUACAUCUGUUAAGUUUUUGCUCUCCUGCCAUUUUGUUUGGAUGGCACAGUAACGUGUUUUUGACAGUAAUCCGUGAAUAUGGGCACUCUAUGUUGUCUGGUGAAUGCUAGAUGAGUCUUUGAGAAAAGUGCUAUCUUUCUCUGCACCUGUAUAUACACAUGUUGGUAUUUGUGGAACGACAACAUUUGAAUAAUGAACAUAUCUUCUAUUAUAUUGAACAAUAGCUGGAACUCAUUUAUCAUCGUGGAACGGUGUACACAGAAAAUCAAGUAGAUCGAAGAUGUGUAUUGGAGUAGCUUUGUGAAAGGAAAGAAAUAAAUUCUAUACAAAAAAA